AUGCUGGUAAAGUGCGGUUCUGUGGCCAAUUCCCCGUUCAGGGUGAACGCCUACAUCAACAGCAUGAACAAGACUCUCAAUUCGUCUGCAGUGGUUGCGCUGCGCAGUGUCUUUGUGCACUACAUCCAGCCCACAGCCACCUCGAAACUUUGUGAAUCAACCGACCGAUUACAGCUGGUAGACAGCAUUCUGUCCUACGGCAACGUGGUUCCGGCUGACGACUCUUUGGGCCAGGCGCUUGUUGCGGCCGUAUCUAAUCCCGACUCGGCCUCGCUGCCGGACUCUUGCUACGUCGUUUACGUUGUACCGCGCCCGGGAACGAUCUCGCCUUGGUCGAGCAAAGCAACAAACAUCUUCGAGAACUGUAAUUUCGGCGACGAUAUCGAGCGUGUCGAGCGUGGUGUUGCAUUCCUUCUCAAGGUCCGCAAGGGCUUUCCCUUUGACGAUUAUUUGAAUCAGGCUUCCUUCCUCGACACUCUUCAUGAUCGCAUGACCCAGUCCGUGUUCUUGCACAAAGUUGACGGUAAGCUGCUUUUCCAACAUGGGAAGCCCAAGCCUUUGGUUUCAAUGCCCCGUUCUGGUAUCGCUGAAGCCAACAAGCAGCUGGGCCUCGCCCUGGACAACGCAGAAAUCGACUACUUGAACCAGGCCUUCCCCCAUCGUGAUCCCACCGAUGUCGAACUCUUCAUGUUUGCUCAGGUCAACUCAGAACACUGUCGCCAUAAGAUUUUCAACGCCGACUGGAAGAUCGAUGGUGAGGCAAAGCAAAAGUCCCUGUUCCGCAUGAUUCGUGACACAAAUGAUGCCAAUCCUCAACAUACCAUCAGUGCAUACAGCGAUAACGCUGCUGUUAUCGAGGGCACUUCGGCAUACUUUUAUGCCCCUGAUCCCAAGACCAAAAGCUAUACUUUAACCAAGGAACAGGUGCCAUACCUCGCAAAGGUCGAGACCCAUAACCACCCCACCGCCGUCUCACCUUUCCCCGGUGCAGCUACUGGUUCUGGUGGUGAAAUUCGUGACGAGUGUGCCGUCGGUCGAGGCUCUCGUCCCAAGGCUGGGUUGACUGGUUUUGCUACCAGCGAUUUGUUGAUUCCAGAGUUCUCACAGCCAUGGGAAGCUGAUGUCGGCAAGCCUAACCAUAUUUCCGGUGCGCUCGAUAUCAUGCUUGAAGCUCCUCUUGGCGGUGCUGCAUUCAAUAAUGAGUUUGGUCGCCCUGCACUCACCGGUUACUUCCGUACCCUUAGCACUACGGUCGCUGGCACCGGUAAAGAGGCCGUUGUUCGUGGUUACCAUAAGCCUAUUAUGUUGGCCGGUGGUGUUGGUACCGUUCGUCCUCAGUUCGCCUUGAAGGAUCAUCGCAUUGCCCCCGGUGCUUCUCUCAUUGUUUUGGGUGGCCCAGCAAUGCUCAUCGGUCUGGGAGGUGGUGCGGCCUCUAGUGUCAACUCCGGUGACUCUUCGGCUGACCUGGACUUUGCGUCGGUUCAGCGAGAUAAUCCUGAAAUGCAGCGCCGUGCCCAGCAGGUUAUCGACGCCUGUAUUGCCAUGGGUGACAAGAACCCUAUUGUGUUUAUUCACGAUGUGGGUGCCGGUGGUCUCUCCAACGCUUUCACGGAGCUCAUUCACGACAACAACGUGGGUGGUGUUUUCGACAUUCGCAAGGUUCCUUGCGUCGAUUCGAGCAUGUCACCAAUGGAAAUCUGGUGCUGCGAAGCUCAGGAGCGUUUCGUCCUUGCCGUUAAUGCUUCUGACAUGCCGGUGUUUGAAGCCAUCUGUGCCCGUGAACGUGCUAUUUAUGGCGUCGUGGGUGAGGCCACUGCCAAGGAGCACUUGUUGGUUACUGAUAGCUUGCUCGGUGGCUCCCCUGUCGAUCUUGAUCUUUCUGUUCUUUUCGGCAAGCCCCCCAAGAUGUCUCGGACCUCCUCGUCGAAGCGCCCCAAGAUUGACGCUGUUUCGAUUCCUAAAGGUCCUACGGUGUUUUCAGAGGCUCUCGAUCGUGUUCUGUCUUUGCCCUCUGUUGCCUCAAAAUCUUUCUUGAUCACUAUUGGUGACCGUUCUAUUACUGGUUUGGUUGCUCGUGAUCAAUUCGUUGGCCCUUGGCAGGUUCCUGUUGCCGAUGUUGCUGUCACCUUGGCUUCCUACGGUGAGGGAGUUCAUGGUGGUGAGGCUUUCGCCGUGGGCGAGCGCCCCUCGAUCGCUAUUUCAAAUCCUGCGGCUUCUGCUCGGGUAGCUGUUGCUGAGGCUUUACUGAACCUAUUUGCUGCUGACGUCCGCUCUCUUGAUGAAGUACGUCUGAGUGCUAACUGGAUGGCCUCUCCCAAUUUUGAUGAUGAUGGCGCAGAUCUCUAUGAGGCUGUCAAGGCUCUCAGCGAAUUCUGCAUUCCUUUGGGUGUCUCCGUACCUGUGGGUAAAGAUUCCAUGUCUAUGUCUAUGAAAUGGGACAAGAAACAAGUCACAGCACCUAUUUCGGUCGUUGUUUCCUCGUUUGCGGCUGUUAGCGAUGUCCGCCGUACUUGGACUCCGCAGUUGGCUCGUGACUCUUCAGCCAAGAUUGUGCAUGUAUCUCUUGGGCCUAGUGGGCAUCUUGGUGCCUCUUCCCUUGCUCAGGUUUACAAGCAGGUUGGCUCUGAUGUUCCUGAUGUCGAUAAUAAGGUCCUCGGUGGCUUGCUAAAGGCCAUCAUUGAACUGCACGCCUUGGAUAUCGUUCUCGCUUACCACGACGUGAGCGACGGUGGUAUCAUUACCUCUUUGGUUGAAAUGGCAUUCGCUGGUCGGACUGGUUUGCAAAUUGUUGCUCCAGGUGCAGCAAUCGAGCUGUUUGGAGAAGAGCCUGGUGCUCUGUUCCAAGUCCGCGAUGUUGAAGGGUUUGCCAAGGUUCUUGCCAAGCACGGUGUCGCUGGUCGCGAGAUUGCCACUGUUGACUUGAGCUCUGAACAACUAAUUACUGUUGUCGAAAACGGUUCUGUUGUUUUGCGCUCGACUCGUGCAAAGCUCCAGAAUACCUGGUCUCAGGUCAGUUAUCACAUGCAACGUCUCCGUGACAACCCUCAAUGUGCUGAUCAGGAGCUUGCAAAUAUUAGCGAUGACGCCGAUCCUGGUUUGCUUUACAAGCUUAUCUUCGAUCUCCCUGAAAGUCUUGUUGACUCUGAGGGCCCUAAACCCCGGGUUGCAAUUUUGCGUGAACAGGGUGUCAACGGUCACGUUGAAAUGUCAUAUGCUUUCCGCCAGGCCGGAUUUGAUGCAGUUGAUGUCCACAUGUCAGAUUUGCACGGCAAGCGAUUCGACCUUAAAGAUUUUGUUGGGUUCGCUGCCUGCGGUGGUUUUAGUUAUGGUGACGUACUGGGUGCUGGUAAUGGCUGGGCUUCUAAUGUCCUUUACAACCCCGACCUCCUUGAGAUGUUUACUGAAUUCUUUGCACGUGAAGACACAUUUGCCCUUGGUGUAUGCAAUGGAUGCCAAUUUUUGUCUCGUCUGAAAUCAAUCAUCCCUGGAUGCGAGAACUGGCCCGCAUUUGUCCGCAACCAGUCCGAACAGUUUGAAGCUCGUACCGCCAUGGUUGAAAUCGUAGGUGAUGAUAGCGAUGAGUCCCCUUGCAUAAUGCUAAACGGCAUGCGGGGCUCCAGACUUCCCGUUGCAGUCGCCCACGGUGAAGGCCGUGUGGAGUUUGCCAAUGCUGCUCAGCAACAAGCGUUCUUACAACAAAAUCUUGUUGUUCUAAGAUACGUGGACAAUUAUGGUAAGCCUACUGAGCGCUAUCCUUUCAAUCCUAACGGUUCCAUCCAAGGUAUCACUGGUAUUCGUAGCCCUAAUGGCCGCGUGGUUGCCCUGAUGCCCCAUCCUGAACGUACUACCAUCGGUGACGUUGGCUCAUACCCAUCAGGCUUUGCUGUUGGUCCUUGGCUGCGUAUGUUCCGCAAUGCUCGUGACUGGGCUAGUAACUAG
Wickerhamiella sorbophila is the source of this 3939-nucleotide messenger RNA. Its product is annotated as Phosphoribosylformylglycinamidine synthase. NCBI's taxonomy places the organism in Eukaryota, Fungi, Ascomycota, Dipodascomycetes, Dipodascales, Trichomonascaceae. The transcript has a single exon. Bases 1 to 3939 code for a protein of 1312 amino acids. Gene Ontology annotation, molecular function: phosphoribosylformylglycinamidine synthase activity. Gene Ontology annotation, biological process: 'de novo' IMP biosynthetic process. The record is from RefSeq and is a predicted model, not a curated record.